Protopterus annectens (West African lungfish) is the source of this 2244-nucleotide messenger RNA. It is a transcript of the gene RGS7BP, whose product is annotated as regulator of G protein signaling 7 binding protein. The transcript is spliced from 6 exons. The record is from RefSeq and is a predicted model, not a curated record. The coding region runs from base 542 to 1297 and encodes 251 amino acids. Gene Ontology annotation, biological process: G protein-coupled receptor signaling pathway. Gene Ontology annotation, cellular component: postsynapse; nucleus; neuron projection. Lineage: Eukaryota; Metazoa; Chordata; Ceratodontiformes; Protopteridae.
UCAGGCUACCAGAUUCCCUGCGCCUAGCAUUACUAUCAAAGGUUUCAGAGACCAUCGGAAUAAGACCUUAGUUCAAGGCUAACUAUUGCAAUCUCUUUGCAGCUAAUGCGGACUGUUCUGUAUGAUAUGUGAAAUAAAGAAAUGGAUGUACGGAUAAUAGAGAAAAAGACCCUCACCGAGGUGGAUCUUACAGCUACCACAUCUUAAUGGAAACUCCAAAGCCAUGGUUGCAUGCACUCUGCCUUAAACUGUUAGGAGGAGCGCACAGUAUGCUAACCUUGGGAUAUUUCGGUGGAAAGUGAAAUGCUGUUAACUGCAAGGUGACUGCUUUUUUGUCUCAGAAGGGAUGCUGGAACCCAGCAUAACAGCUCUAUCAGCUGCUGUCUCGCCGCAGACCGGAGGAUACACACAGGAAAAUCUGUUGCUAUAAAAGAAAGAAAGGAACAAAAGUGGUCGUGGAGCCCUCGCCCGACUCCCUAGUGCAGUCACAAAAAUAUACAGCCCUCCUAUCAGUGUAGCUUUGCUAAGUGGAUGUGUAUGCAUGAGUUCUGCACCGAAUGGGCGAAAAAAUCGCCCCAGGUCUGCUGGAUCUAUCUUCCAAAUCAGCAAACCCCCCUACAGAGACUCGGAGCGCAGGGGGAGCUCAGAGAGCACCCACAACACCCAGAGAGCCGUGGAGGACUGCAAGAUGCUUGUCCAGGAGUUCAAUACCCAAGUGGCCCUUUACCGUGAAUUAGUCAUUUCCAUAGGAGAUGUGUCGGUGAAUUGUCCAUCCCUGCGGGCUGAAAUGCAUAAGACCAGGACCAAAGGCUGCGAGAUGGCCCAUCAGGCACACCAAAAAUUGUCGGCUAUCUCUGGCCCAGAAGAUGGGGAAAUUCAUCCUGAAAUAUGUAGACUUUACAUCCAGCUACAAUGCUGCCUAGAAAUGUAUGCUACCGAAAUGCUGAAAUCUAUUUGUUUACUAGGAUCCCUUCAGCUUCAUCGAAAAGGAAAGGAACCAUUUACGGUCCCCAAGACAGACUGCAGGAUAGAGGAAAGUUCAGAUAGCCCAAUAUUAGAAGAUGCAUCCUCUUCACCUAAAGACCUCCAGCAUCAUGCCUGGCAAAUUUCCACAGAUAUUGAAAACACAGAAAGAGACAUGCGAGACAUGAAAAAUCUUCUAAGCAAACUCAGGGAGACUAUGCCUUUACCACUAAAGAACCAAGAUGACAGCAGCCUGCUAAAUCUGGCCCCAUACCCACUAGUCAGAAGAAGGAAGAGGAGAUUCUUUGGAUUGUGCUGCCUUGUUUCAAGCUGAAGAAAUGAACUCUAGAGAAUAAACACAAUCAAACAAUCAUAAAUCUAGUUACUACUGUGGUUAUACUUAAAUGUGGUCAUACUUCAAAGUGGGUCCCUUUCUAAAUUUGUUAUAAAGACUAUACAUGUCAUUUUGCAUUUUAAUGAAAUAUUCCCUUCUCUGUUUUUUCCCAAAGUGUCUGAAAAUGAUGGCUGUUACUAAAAUGUAUUAAGACAAAUAUGUCUGAUUUUAAUUAGAGUACUUCUUCCUUUUUUGUAAAAGGUAAGAUAUUGCAUGUUAUUUUUUGACAUAUCCAACAAUUAAGGUUGCCUUUUCUGCCCACUCAGAAGUAUUUUCUUUCUGGUUAUGUGGGAUUUACUUAACUAGUACUAUGCGUGCAGUGUUAAAACGUUCCAUUUCAUACCUGUAUCAUACUUAAAGCACAUAUUUAGUAUAUAAUAUAGUCAUAACAUGAAGGUAUAAAUAACAUAAAACAUAGCAUAAUGCCUUUUAAAUAAAUAAAUACAUAGCACAGUUAAAAAGCCAUGCACAUUAUUCAUAAUUAUUUACUUUUUUCAGACUAUAUAUAUUAAUUUUUAGUCUUCCAUAUAACUUUAUCUUGAGUUUCCAUUGAGAACAAACGUGUUUUUACACAUAUACAAAGAAGCUCAAAGUUUGUAAAUAUUAUAUAUGAAUAAAAUAUAAAAUAUUCAAGUUAGUUUUAAAAUGCUGGAAUAUCCCUUUUAACAUUCCUUAGAAAAUUAUGUUCAUUUAAGAGAGAAAUGUAAAACAAAGCUCUACAGAUGUGAGACAGAAAAUUACCACAUUCUGUUCGGUUAGAAAUUCAAAGCAUGGUACCUGCACAUUUACAUAGUUUUAAAUCUUCUAGGGCAUGUUGGAAUUAGAUCAGGCUGUAAACAGAUAAAAUGUUUUACAUUGUUAAUAAAAUUUUUUAGUUAAAUCGAAAA